Molecule: messenger RNA, 252 nt
Organism: Symbiodinium necroappetens
Lineage: Eukaryota; Dinophyceae; Suessiales; Symbiodiniaceae
Source: the annotation of a GenBank genome assembly
UCCGCUGCCGGGCUUGGCGCAACGUAUCUCCGUCGGCUUCGGUGCCUUGGGCGUCGGCGUGGGCAGCGUAGCAGUCUUGGCCUGGUGGCAGCUCCCCCGCAUCCAAGCGGUGCUGGACUCGGAGCCUGAGGCGCCUGCCAGCUUGUGGCAGCGUCUUGUGGGUCCCAGACACCCAGCCGAUCGAAUCUUCGACAAGGCCGAUGUGGACGGAGACGGGCAGUUGGACCGACGUGAGCUGGCACAGUACAUGAU